UUACUUCUUAUCACAUGUGUUUUGAUUCAAAUUCAAAUAAAUUUCGAAAUGUGUUCCUUUUGUUUCUAUAUAAAAUGAAGUAAUUCCGUCCAUUCGACGCGUGUUGUUGAACAUUUAAAAAAGUAUUCCAUCAAUUUGAGAUCUAUUCGUGUAGUAAGAAGAACCAUGGAAGUGAACAAAACGAUAAACUUGCUGAAAUCUUCCAUAUCAUCGUUGGAGAAAAACCAAAUUUACGUUCUAUCGAAACUCACCGGUCGCACUUCAGAAUCAAGAAAUAACGCUCAGAAAGUAAUAUCGGAAUUGAAACCGUACUUCGAAGCUAAUUCACCGGAUCUACGUUCGUUACAUUUAUUGCUGCUAAUCAAUACAGAAUUGGGCAUAAGACAAGAUUUAGAGAUUGAUCGUGAAGUUGGUCACGUCGUUGGUUUCAUAUCACCUUUGAGUCCAUAUUUCUACUUAUUAUGCGUCGCCGAAUACAACUUAUUGGAGUUCGUCGAAGAAGUAACCAUUUUCGCUCCUGUACCUUUGGUUUUAGAACUUAUCGAUGUAGUUUCCAAGCAUUCGAAAUAUCUUACUCCUUAUAAUAUUGUUCAAUUGCAUGAGAAACUUGUGAACGGUAUCGCAACUAGGAUGACGGUCGGAUGUCUUACUGCUGAGCAGAAAAUAUUCGAACAUUUUCCGUCAUUGAUGUUAUUUUAUAAAAUCGAACCGCCACCCGAAGAUACUAAAGUAGACGAUGAAACCUUGAAAGAGGCUGGGUUCAAGAUCCUAAGUUUACUCAAAAUCAUGCGUCAUUUAUUGAAGCUUUCGUUUAAUUUGAUUACAAUGCCACCGCGAAGUGAUUUGUACAAUAUGUCGCUUCCUCAUACCAAGUUAGCAGCAGAAAGAGGUUAUACGAUGAACGAAUGUAUCUUAUUGGAUAGCUUAGAAGUAGCUUAUUUCAAAUGCAAAGCGUUCUUGUACGAACUGGACGUUCAAAUGUUCAUGGCAUGGCAUGAAAUUCAAUUCGAAGGGAAAACUUUGCAAACUGUGAUCGGAGAAACGGCGUACUACGUUCAUCAACUUUUGAAAAUUAACGCCAAUUCGCAAAAUUUGCCUAAAAAUAUAUCCGAAUUGAAUGAAAUGCUGAGCGGUAUCGUUUGCGAACCGACGGUUAAACUAGAAGAAGAUUUGAUUGAAAAACUCUAUGCUCAACAAUUGGAACAUGUGAUUUUCUCGAAAGAGAUCAAUUCGAAUGUAUUGCAUGCUUUGAAGCGUUUCUUGAAGGAUGAAACCGAUCUAUUUGAAUUCGUUAUCACUAUAAAAAUCAUUCAUAAAUUGUGUUCGGAGAAGAAGUUACAUGAGAGCUGUCUCGAAGAUAUCAAGGAAAUCAUUCUCGCAUUGCUUCGGAAAUCCGAAUUGAACGAGAUAGCUUCUUUUUUGAGUGAUUUUUUGUCCGAGUAUGGCGUCUCGAGUAUUUUGCACAAGUCCACCGUUGAUUUAUCGGAUGUGAUAAAAGAUUUAAAUCGGUGUUACGGAGGAAAUGAUGAAGAAACGAUCGAUGAAGAACUGACAGUCAAGAAGAAAAACGAAGUUCUAAAAGAAGGUGUACUGCUCGGUUACCAGUCGCCGGAAUUCGUAUUAUCUACGUUGAUCGAACAGAGCGUUAUCGAGAGUAAUCAAAAGGAUGGUAUUUUUGAACUGGUUAAGAUUUUGGAACCUCUUUGCCUUUACGUUCAACCCGUUGAAGAAGGAGCUACCAAGAAUCCUUUAUUGAUAAAAGUGAUCGAACGAUUUAUGCGUUGCAACUUUUCAAAACUUUCGCCACCGGAGAAACAACUGUUUACCGAAUUAGUCAUUUUUCUGAGUAAUAACGAAUUAAUAUCGGACAACGAUGAGUUUCUAUCUCAGUGCGUGUUACCUUUGCUGAAUUUAACGAAUGAGAUCAAUUGGGAACUUACCACCGGUCUCUUGAAGCUAUUUAAAGAAUUUUAUGUGACGUGUAUCAAAGAAUCGAAGCUAUCUACGGUUAUAAUUCUAGCUCAAUUGGCUCAAUUAUUAGAACAAAGUAGAUGGAGUAUUGAAACAUUUUCACCGGAGCGAUUGGUUGCCUGCGAAGAAGUCAUCAACUUGAUUGAAAUAUUUUUGAAAGUUUAUUCUCAAAAGUCUGCUGAAGUGUUCGGUCAAGUCGAUAACGCAUUUGAAAAGGAGAAGCAUUGGCUGAGUAUGCAGUUGCGUAGAUUUACCUUCGUCACAAAGUCAUAUUUUCCUUACAUUUACGAUGAAAACGAAUCUGAAAGUGUCGAAUCGUUAUUCGUGUCAUUAAUUCAUAAACCUUCGGAUGUUCACGAAGAAUUGGUCAAAAAAGACACCGGUGACUCGACAAGUCUGAUGUUACCUAUUAGCAAAAUUCUUAUCAACCUAACAUCGAAAGAAUUACAAAAUAUCGUUGUGAAUUAUUCGUCUGGAAGUAAAGAACGAACGUUCUACAUAUUGAAUUUAUUAUCCGAUGCUGUGGCGUUCGUUUGUGGCACGGCGACUCAAUUUACUGCAUUUUUAAGCGGAGAUAAUCAUCCUAUUUUCCAUUGUUUGGGGCAUUUGAUCAAUUGUUAUCUGAAUGUAUUACAGGUGAUUAUCAACAACGAAUUGUAUUCUGGAGAAGAUCACUCUAAUUAUAUUAAAUGUGUGAAUCAUAUCGCCAUAACGUUGAAAUCAUUCCCUAAACAUCUUCUGCGAACGUAUCAAUUCAACGUAUUGAAAAUCGUAAACGAAAUUUUGCCUAAACUUCAAGAAAACUCGACCGAUUUGGACGGAGAUACGAGACAGCUUUUGCUCGGAUUACUUUUAAUUUAAUAUUCGAAUGUUCCUGAAUUAAAAUUACGGUUAGUGAUGCCAAGAUAUGGUUUUAUACUAAUUUUUUAAAUACUUUUUUAUAAUUAUUUUUCGUACUGCAUGAAUAAAUAUUUUCGUUAUUUUGCAUUUUA
Molecule: messenger RNA, 2963 nt
Organism: Planococcus citri (citrus mealybug)
Lineage: Eukaryota; Metazoa; Arthropoda; Insecta; Hemiptera; Pseudococcidae
Exons: 8
Coding region: 166-2832 (888 amino acids)
Source: RefSeq, a predicted model, not a curated record